Molecule: messenger RNA, 2674 nt
Organism: Lineus longissimus
Lineage: Eukaryota; Metazoa; Nemertea; Pilidiophora; Heteronemertea; Lineidae
Product: serine/threonine-protein kinase pim-3-like
Exons: 6
Coding region: 105-1061 (318 amino acids)
Biological process (GO): negative regulation of apoptotic process; protein autophosphorylation
Cellular component (GO): cytoplasm
Molecular function (GO): ATP binding; protein serine/threonine kinase activity
Source: RefSeq, a predicted model, not a curated record
AAAUUAAUCAGAUCUAAACACAGCUCCGACUCGAGCAGUUGCGUUUUACAAUUUCUCUCGGAUUUACUACAAGUUAUCGUUUACACUAUACUGGUUAUUUGGAUAUGUUCGUAAGAAAGUUUGGAUUAUUUCCGAACACCAGCAGCAUGAACCUCAACAGUCAUGCCGAGAUCAAGGACCGCCAAGGUAAAGACAAGGAAUCCUUCGAAAAGGACUACAGUGUCGGCGCUGUUCUCGGGAGUGGCGGUUUUGGAACAGUUUUUGCUGGAACACGACGGAGAGAUGGCUUCCCGGUUGCUAUCAAGCGAAUCAUGAAGGAAAAGAAAAUCGAAAAAGUCAUGGUAAAUGGCGUAUGGGUACCACUUGAAGUUUGUCUUCUCACAAAAGUCUCCCACAUUCAUGGAGUAAUCAAAAUGUUGGAUUACUAUGAACGAAAUGACUGUUAUAUUAUUGUGAUGGAAAGACCAGAGCCAGUAAAGGACUUAUUCGACUAUAUCACAGAAAAACGGGUGCUAGACGAAUCAAUCGCCAAAAAUUUCUUCAGACAAAUCGUUGACACUAUCAUUGCCAUUCACAAAGCCGGAGUAGUGCACAGAGACAUCAAAGAUGAAAAUAUUCUGGUGGAUUUAAAAACAAACGAGCUCAAAAUCAUAGACUUCGGUUCAGGAGAUUUUCUGAAAGACACAGUUUAUACAGACUUUGAUGGAACAAGAGUGUACAGCCCGCCAGAAUGGAUCAAGUUCCACCGAUACCACGGGCGAUCAGCGGCCGUGUGGUCCCUCGGUAUCCUCCUCUUUGACAUGGUGUGCGGCGACAUUCCCUUUGAAGAAGACGAACAGAUAAUCAACGCCGAUGUUUCCUUCCGAGGUCGAAUUUCAUCUGAUUGUAAAGACCUCAUCCGCAAGUGCCUUUCUCCACGACCAUCAGAACGACCACAUUUAGAAGAUAUUUUAAAUCAUCCUUGGUUACAAAACGACGCCAACUUGGACAAGCUCAACUUGCGAAGGGGAACAGUCAACAAAUCAGACCAGUCGUCCACAAGCAGCCAGGAGAGUUUAUGAGGAGAGUGGACUUAGUAAAUUCUUAACUUAUGCCAAAGAUAUUCAGGGAUUACUAGUGUCUCGAGCCACUGCCAGUGACUGCGUCAAAAACAAGACUGACCUCGUCACACGUCAUGCGAACUCUGUUGUUGUCUGCAGCUACGUCAAUGGAUUGUUUCAAACCUGGAUUAGCGUGCUCCAACUGAAAAGUGAAAGGACUCAGUUUGAUAGUAGGACACUUGGUUUUGAUUACUGAACAAACAUGAGGACUAAGUUACCUAAUCUGCUGUUAAGGACUUGACAUUAGCCGGACUAAACAGACUCGAAACACUCAUGUUGCGGAGAUUAUAAUAAAAGACGGGUCCUCCCGACAUGGACGAUUGAUUGGUGCUACUGCUAGAUAAGGUUGUCACUCACAGGGGUUACCAGACAGCAAUGUUAAACAAUGCAAAUGUGUUCAUUUCUAGUGUUACGUGGACUAAAAGUAAAAUCAUCUGUGGGCUUUUACGUUUCGCUUCAGUCCAACCUCUCACAUGUUUGCAAAAUACCAUCGAAAUGUCCUUUCAUUUUUGAGGUCCAUGUUAUAGUAAUCGGCCUACUUUGCUCAAUUUGCUAUAACUUUUUGGUUUAGGUCUUUUGAUGGUAGUUGGCAAACUUGAGGUUGAGCUUGAGGCCCCGGCCCCUUUGCUCUGCUUUGACGGAUUCAGAGAUACAGUCUUAUCCGAGAGAAAAGUCUCACUACAAGCAAUGACCUAACACUGGGAGCUUGUAGUUAUCCGUUACUGCUUCGAGGCGGAGCAUUGACUGUGACAGUAUUAUGUUGUAUAAAGAAAGCCAUAGUAAGUUAUCCAGUGCCUAGUUGAAAGAUUCGGGUGGAGAAAAUGACUCAUGACCAAUAUAGGGGGUGCCGACACCAUGCUGGCACAGUUAGGCCUCUAUGCAUUCCGCUGAGCAUUCCUCCCUCCGACUCUUUUGGCUUUGCAUACUAGCUUUAAAUCUGUAAAUAAGUGACUUAAUUUAUUUAAACUAGAAACUGACCAGCGAGGUUGCUGGGAAGAGGUCAAACGUGUUGGCAAGCAGGUUAAAAGCGGGAACUUUUGAAUUCAGGUUUUAAAAUAUAAUUUCAGUGAUAUGAUAGAAGUUUUACGGGUGAAAAUUAGAUUAGUCUUUUAAAAGUGUUUUAAAAUAACAGAUUCUUUCAUUCAAAGUCCGGCCUUAGAAAGUCACUUGAUCAUUUAAAUUAUUGUAAAAUGAAAAGUUUGGAUACUUAAAAAGAACUCAAGUAUCAAAUCUGUUACCUGAAUUUUAAAUUUUUUGUGGGUCUAUCAAACUCUGUGAAAAUUUAAAUUACCUCGUCUUUUUUUUAAAAGUAAUAUGACAAAUAUGUGUAAAGUAAUAUUUAUUGGAACGCUUUUACUUUGAGCAGAAGUCAAGCGAUGUUGUAAAAAGACCUCGACUGUAAUUAUGUUAUUUAUUGAAUGCAUGGAAAAAUUCGGAAAUGAAUGCAGAUAUUACUGCCCCACGUUUGGUUUCAAGUUAGUUUUGUGUUUAUGUCUUGUGUACAGUGUAAUUUGUAAAUAGAAAGAAUAUUUUUAUAAUGAUCCAAGGAAUAAAACAUUUUUAAUUAAAUAUAA